This is a messenger RNA of Glycine soja, 4386 nucleotides long. RefSeq names its product lysine-specific demethylase JMJ18-like. Gene Ontology annotation, molecular function: histone H3K4me/H3K4me2/H3K4me3 demethylase activity. Gene Ontology annotation, biological process: chromatin remodeling. Gene Ontology annotation, cellular component: nucleus. The record is from RefSeq and is a predicted model, not a curated record. NCBI's taxonomy places the organism in Eukaryota, Viridiplantae, Streptophyta, Magnoliopsida, Fabales, Fabaceae. The coding region runs from base 834 to 3941 and encodes 1035 amino acids. The transcript is spliced from 12 exons.
UCUUUUGUGUCCCCUUAUUUUCUCAAAGAUAUUACAAGAUUUGUUUUUCUUUUUCAGAAUAACUUUUAUAACUAGUUUUUAAUAUUAAUAUUAUUGUCGUUUAUUCGGUACAAAAAAUUUAUUAUCAUUAUUAAUGGAAUUAAAAUCUUUUUGUAGUGUAGUGUAACUGUGCAAGUACUGUUGUUGGGGUUUCACCUGGGACUUCGUAUCCAUCCCAUUAUUUUCAAUAACUAUUUAUUUAAUUUUGUUUCCCAUUACACCUGUCAAAAUAUAUUUACAUGGUUUAUAUGCCCACUCUAUUCUUUUGUUUCUAUUUUUAUCUUAAAUAAAAGUGCCUCUGCUACUAUUUGAUUUUGGGCAUUAGAAUUUAGAAUCCAAGAUUUGUAGAAUUUUUAUUCUUUUUCAAUUUCACAACAAAUUUUGGGGUUUGCUACAUUCAUGCAUUGGUACAUACAUAGAUACAAUAAAUAAAAUAAAAUAUAUAUACAUGCAAUUGAAUUUGCAUUUGGGUUUUCGUUUGAUUUGUGAAGGAAUUUUCGUGGUUAAUUCUUUUGUACGCAACUGCUUUGUUUUUCCUUCAGAACGUGGAAACAACUUUUCGGGGAGAAUUUUGCUGCAUUGUGUACGUUUGUGUUCUGCAUUUGUUUUGUUGUUGUUGUUGUUUUUUUUAGCAGUUUUUAAGGUUUGUUUGGGGUCAGUUAGUUGGGUAAUAGAUAGAUAAGUGAGAAACUGUUUUGUGGAAUGUCUCUUUGGCUAAUUGGGACUCUGAUAAGUUGAAAUUGGCUGCAGAAUCUCACGCCAAAGAGGAUAAUCCUUGUAGGCAUAAACCAGAAAUGGAAAACACACUUGAGUCUUCUGGCAGUCCACGGCAUAGAAAGAUAUCAGCCAGAUGGGAUCCGGUUGAAGCAUGCCGGCCUAUAGUUGAUGAAGCACCUGUGUUUUAUCCAACUAUUGAGGAGUUUGAAGACACACUUGGUUACAUAGCUAAGAUUCGCCCCCAAGCUGAACCUUAUGGCAUAUGUAGGAUUGUCCCUCCAGCUUGCUGGGUACCACCUUGCCCUCUUCAGGAGAAAGAUUUAUGGGAAAAUGCAAAAUUUCCCACUCGUAUUCAGCUAAUUGACUUGCUUCAGAACAGGGAACCCAUGAGAAAGAAAAUUAGGGGAAGGAAACGAAAACGUAGAAAGCAGUCAAAGAUGGGCAUGGGUAUGAGAACUGCCAAAUCAGGUUCUGAAGCUAAUGUUGCUUCUGAGCCUGAGGAGAAGUUUGGAUUCCAAUCAGGGUCAGACUUCACACUUAAAGACUUUCAGCAAUAUGCUAAUGUUUUUAAAGAUUGCUACUUUGGAUUGAAUGAUGCCAAUGAAUAUGAAAAAGUUAGUGAUAGUAGUCACCAGCAAAGAUGGAAACCCUCUGUGGAGGAAAUUGAAGGUGAAUACUGGCGAAUAAUAGAGCAACCAACUGAUGAGGUUGAGGUGUAUUAUGGAGCUGACUUGGAAACUGGAUCACUUGGAAGUGGUUUUCCUAAGACAUCAUCCUUAACUAAGAAUGAGUCAGAUAGAUAUGCCCUGUCUGGUUGGAAUCUGAAUAACUUCCCGCGACUGCCAGGUUCUGCCUUAUGUUUUGAAGGAAGUGAUAUCUCAGGAGUUGUAGUUCCAUGGCUGUAUGUUGGAAUGUGCUUUUCCUCAUUUUGCUGGCAUGUUGAGGACCAUCACCUCUAUUCACUUAAUUAUCUGCACUGGGGUGACCCAAAAGUAUGGUAUGGAGUAGCUGGAAGCCAUGCUCCAGGUCUGGAAGAUGCAAUGAGAAAGCACUUGCCUGAUUUAUUUGAAGAACAACCAAAUCUACUCAAUGAAUUGGUGACUCAGUUAUCUCCUUCAAUUCUUAAAUCUGAGGGGGUGCCUGUACAUCGCACUAUUCAGCAUUCAGGGGAAUUUGUUGUUACCUUUCCAAGGGCAUACCACUGUGGCUUCAAUUGUGGCUUCAACUGUGCAGAGGCUGUGAAUGUGGCUCCUGUUGAUUGGCUUGUGCAUGGCCAGAAUGCUGCCGAGCUUUACAGUUUGCAGUGCCGUAAGACUUCAUUGUCUCAUGACAAGUUAUUAUUUGGAUGUGCUCAGGAAGCCAUGCAUGCCCUUGCAGAGCUAACUCUUCAUGGAAAAGAAAAUCUAAAAUAUAUAAAAUGGAGAAGUGCUUGUGGGAAAGAUGGAGUUCUUACCAAGGCAGUUAAGACAAGGAUAACUAUGGAAAAGGAAAGGCUUGACUGUCUUCCAACUCAUUUAAAGAUGCUGAGGAUGGACAGUAAAUUUGAUUUGUUUGAGGAAAGAGAAUGCUUCUCUUGCUUCUAUGAUUUGCACCUAUCUGCCAUAGGUUGCAAGUGCUCUCCUGACUGUUAUUCUUGUCUCAAACACUCAAAUUUGUUUUGCUCAUGUGAAAUGGACAACAGGUUUAUUCUGUUUCGUUAUAAUAUGAAUGAACUAAGUACAUUGGUUGAAGCAUUAGAAGGAGAAUCACAUGCCAUUGAAGUGUGGUCAAAUAGAAACUCUGGAAUGGUUUCUGCUAAUGCUGAGGAUGCUUGCAUUUAUAAACAAGAUGUGGAGAGUGCCAUUUGUCAAACCCAGAGUUACAAAGAAGGGAAAAACUCAACUUGUGCAGGAACUAAUGAUAAGUCAAAUUCAACUAUACUUAGUAGUUCUUACAGCCACAUUUCAGCAGAAUUAGUCCACUCAGAGUUUCACCAUGAAACUUUUAGUGCACCAUAUGGCACUAAAGACUGUCAUAAAGACAAUUUGAAUGAAAAAGAUUUGGUCAUGGACAAUAAAGUUACGGUGGAGAAAGGAGGUUCUGUGGAUUUGAAUAUUGAUGUUAUGUCUGGUGAACCUGAAAAUUAUUUUCUGCAUGCUGCUGAUUACCAUCAUAAUAAGGGUGUUCCAUAUGUGGAAAAAGUCAGCUUUGCAGAGGCUAGAAAAGAACAAGACAACAUGGAACCUGGGGCUGAUAGUAUUGCUGGCAAAGAAUUUUCAUCUUGUUCAAGGGAUGUUCAAAAUUCUUGUACACUUGAUGGUUAUAAAUUGUUUGGGGUGGAUCUGCAGAUGCAUUCUGAUUCAGGAGAGCAACUCAACAGUGUAUCUAAAAUGGGUGACGCCGAAACCUCCAAUACAAGUAUAUCGUUGACAAACCAAAGCUUCUUAAUGCAGAAGUUUGGUAUUUCUGUAGAGCCUGUAAAUUUGGGCUCUGUUAUUUGUGGAAAGCUGUGGUGCAGUAAGCAUGCAAUAUAUCCAAAAGGAUUCAAGAGUCGUGUUAAGUUCUUUAGCAUUCUUGAUCCACCAAGAAUUUGUAACUAUCUUUCUGAAGUCUAUGAUGCUGGAUUUCUUGGGCCUAUUUUCAAGGUUACCAUGGAAGAACUUCCAAAUGAGGCUUUCACAAACACCUCAGCAGAUAAGUGCUGGGAAUCAGUUCUUGAAAGACUAAAUCAUGAAAUCAAAAGGCAAAGGAGUCAAGGUGAAAUAGAACUUCCUUCCUUGGAACUUCUGCAAAGCAUUAACGGUCACAAAAUGUUUGGAUUCCUUUCACCAUCCAUUAUUCAGGCCAUUGAAGCUGAGGAUCCCAAUCAUCAAUGCGUCGAGUACUGGAAUCACAAAGAAGUUGUCUCUGAAUCUUCAGGCAGUGCCAUUGAUGACUGUAAGUUCAGUCAUGGUUCAAGCAACUCCCUAGGUGAUGCCAAGACCAAGCUUUUUGAUGCUGGUUUGAUAAGGCAGGAGCAAGAUAGCAUCAUAGGAAGUUGUGAUUCUUUUGAAGAGAUGAAAUUGGUGCUACAAGGAUUCUUGAAAAAAGCAAGUUCUGAUGAAUUAAGUGCCAUGCAUAAGUUAUUCAGCUCUGAUGCACAGUUCACUAAGUGCAGAGCGGAAUUUGUGUCGCUGAUAGAAGAAAUCCAGAAAGCUUGUGCAUAAAGUAUAACAUCUCAGCUCUGUCUGACUUUGGAUAAGUCAUAUUUCAUUUUAGUCCUUAGUGAGGUCCUUUCUUUCAGUGACCAAUUGAACUGAUGAUGCUGGGUGAAAGUCAAGAUAAAAUUUUGCUACUUGCUCGGUGUCAAUAACUUAGAUAUGGAUAAUGACAUUGACCCAUUGUAGGUGCUAAUGCCAUUGAUCCAUUCCAACUUUCCUUUUGAGUUUAUAUUUACUUCUGAUGACCUAGCCUGCAGCUUUGAUAGUAUUUUAGGUUUUACAUCUUUCAUCCUUAGUGAUCUCCAUACUCUCCAAUUAUGUAUAUAAACAGAAAAACAAAUUUUACUGCUAUAUAAAUGAUGACAAGAGUAGGAACAAUACAUGGAGAGUUUGAAAUUUGGAAUAAGUUCCUUCUUGCUAAGAAUAUUGAAUAUUUGAUCUUUCUUAUUGA